Molecule: messenger RNA, 739 nt
Organism: Diversispora eburnea
Lineage: Eukaryota; Fungi; Glomeromycota; Glomeromycetes; Diversisporales; Diversisporaceae
Source: the annotation of a GenBank genome assembly
AAUUGUGGAAUUAGAACAAUCCGCAAAAGAAAGUGCAGAGAACACGAAAUUAAGAGAUGUCGAAAUCAACGAGCUUAGAUUCAGACAGAAAGACUCAUCUGAUAUAACUAAUAACACUUCAAAUUCUGAUAUAUACCAGGAAAAAGAUAGUCGGUGCCCUGAAUCUCCUAUCCACACAGAACCUAAAUCUCCAGAGGAUAAAAUGCUCGACGAUUUUCUGGAUUCGGUACAUAAAGAAAAGGACCUAUCAUGCGGUAAUACAGAAACCAUUCCCUCAAAAAACGACCAAGCUGGAAAUUUAUGUGAUAUGAAAACCGUUCCUUCGGGGAACGAUCGAUAUGUAAAUUUAUCAUGUUGUACAAAGACUAUUAGUUCGGAAAAUAAUCAAACUGAAAUAUCUGAUGUCGAGUGUGAUAAAAAUGAAAUCGUAGAGCAGGAUAAUGCCAACUCUACCGAGAAUAAAGGUUCAGCUCAACAUCUAUCUUAUUUAUUUAAAACGGCAAUCAAAUCUCGACAGCAGGAAAUCUUAGACUGGUAUUAUUAUUCUCUUGAAUUUGAAAACAAGGUAAGCACUACACCCACUCCUUCUAUCCCAUUAUUCCAUACCUCUAAUUCUUUACCGGAAACUGAGACCAAGGUAGGUAUAUCUACUGAUUUAGAAAAAUUUCCAGAAACUGAGAUAAGUAAGAAAGACGAAUCUUCACCCAAGGAAGAGCCGGAGGCUGGCUCACGCCAAUAA